Messenger RNA from Aethina tumida (small hive beetle), 1890 nucleotides. Its product is annotated as proton-coupled folate transporter. Gene Ontology annotation, molecular function: transmembrane transporter activity. The record is from RefSeq and is a predicted model, not a curated record. The coding region runs from base 301 to 1767 and encodes 488 amino acids. Gene Ontology annotation, biological process: transmembrane transport. The transcript has 7 exons. Lineage: Eukaryota; Metazoa; Arthropoda; Insecta; Coleoptera; Nitidulidae. Gene Ontology annotation, cellular component: membrane.
UCCAAUUUGGGAAUUUUACUAAGACCAUAUAAACAAAUUGAACAAACACUUGAUUAUAUAAGACCUCAUCACGCAAUCUGUAUCGCAUGAACUGCGACCCCUGCUUUAGAGGCGCACUUUGUCUCCUAUCCUGUCCCAACUUUUGUUGUGAGGGAAACUGGUUUAACGUCGGAUUAAAACUGCGCGUCAAAAUAAAAAAACUGCAAACCGGCAAAAUGCCAUAGACUUUUCACCGACAAAAGGGAAUUGUGUUUCAUUUUGCUGACUUUUGGAUAAUUUAAAUUAAAACUAACGUAACAGAUGACGGAACCAUCAGAGCCAUGGAGUCGCAAAGAAAAAUUUACGGACUUCCUAAAACUGAUAACUGUGGAACCCACAAUGAUCUUGUACAUGAUGGCAUUCAUGACGACCACGGUGGUGGAACAAGCCUUUUUCGUCUACAAAGCUUGUACAGUUGACCACAACCUGAACAAAACAGUCUGCGACAACAUAUCCGAUGAAAAGUAUUCCGAUAUCAACAAAGAAGUCCAGAUUACAGUCUCCACAUUCCAUUUAUGGAACGAUGUUGGUGGACACGUUGGCCAAAUUAUCCUAGCCUUCUUUAUGGGUGCAUGGUCAGACAAAAGGGGCAGGAAGAUCACCCUCCUCCUGGGUCUCAUAGGAAAAUUGUACUAUUCCUUCAUGGUCGUCAUUAACGCCUUACAACCCACUUGGCCAUUGAUGUACGUGGUGUACACUGCAACAAUACCUAUGGCUUUUACAGGGGCCGAUGUGGCCAUUUUUUCAGCCGCCUUUUCCUACAUAGCCGACAUUUCCAAUCAGGAAAGUAGGACCAUGCGGGUUACUAUAUUGGAAGUGUGCUACCUAGCCACUAUGCCCACUGGUAUCGCCCUUGGUUCGUAUUUAUUCAGGAAAGUGGUGAACCAGUCGUACAGUAUUAUGUUCACUAUUAACUGCACCCUACUGGUGCUAGCGAUUUUUUACUCCUUAAUAAGACUGAAAUGGAGGACAAACCCUAGACAGCGCCCACUUAGGGAGGCCUCCAAUAUCUUCCUAGAUUUCUUUGACUACAACCACGUGAUUAAAACCGCCCGCACUCUAUAUAAAAAACGCCCAAAGAAUCGUCGACGGUAUCUUAUAAUGCUGAUAAUCAUGAUGGCGUUUUACACAUUCCAAAGAGACGAAAAGAACAUCAUGUAUCUUUACGUCAAAUUUGUUUUCAAAUGGGACUAUGUAAAGAAAUUCAGCGACUUCAAGAUAUUCCAAUCAGCAUUACAAGAUCUGUUCCUGUUGCUCAUGGUUCCAUUGCUCAGCAGGGUUUUAGGUUGGAGGGACACUUUCAUUGUUAUGAUUGGGGCGUUGUCUCAUUCAGCUGCCAGGUUAUUUUAUGCUACUGCCGACUCGGAUUUAUAUUUUUAUAUUGGAGGAGUUUUUGCAGCAUUCGGACCGAUUGUUGCUCCUGUUCUUAGAUCCAUGGUUUCUAAAAUGGUAUCUAAUACGGAAAAAGGAAAGGCGUUCUCCGUAUUAUCAGUCGCAGAUAAUGCAAUACCUAUCGUAUCAGGAACAUUGUAUAGUUUGUUGUACAAUCAUACUCUUCAUGAUCACCCAAAUGCGUUCUUCUUUUUAACAAUAGCAACACAGAUGAGUGUAUUUAUAAUGAUUAUUUAUAUCCAUUUCAACACAAAAGAUGAAGAUUUAAUACAUGAAACAGAAGAAUUAGCUAGAUCUUCUAUAGAAAAUGAACAAGAAGCAAGUCAACAAACUUGACCGUAUUAUUGUGAUUUACAAACAAGUUUUCAUAAUUUUGACUUAUCAUAAAGUACAUUGUUAAAGAAAAAACUUUUAUUAGUAACGAAAAUAUAUUGUCAAUAAACCCUUAAAAUUAAAAUA